AUGAUAGCGACACCUCCCUCUGUGGAGCCUUCUUCCAUGCUCUCCAGCUCACCAUCUUCAUUGUCGUCGGAUCAGUCCGAGAAUACAAAUGAUGAAAUGGAAACAAGGCGCUACGAUCGACAAAUGAGAGCCAUCGGAAAGGAAGCCAUGAGCCAAAUUGGAUCAGCACGAAUUCUGCUUGUUGGAUGUGGUGGACUUGGUGUUGAAAUGGUCAAGAAUUUAAUGUUGAUGGGAUUCAAAUCAAUUACAUUGUUUGAUGACAAAUCUACAACGUAUUUGGAUUUGAACAGUCAGUUUUAUUUGAGCGAACAGGACGUAGGAAAGAAUCGACUUGAGGCAUCUUUUGACAAGCUCUAUGAAUUGAAUCCAUACUGCAAAUUGGAAAAACUGAGUCCUGAAACUGUCAUUGAUGAAACAGUCAUUACCAAAUUUAAUAUCGUGAUCUGCACGGAUGAUCUUAUUGUCUCCGACAAGGUAGUUCGAAUUAAUCAGAUUUGUCACGACAACAAUAUCAAAUUUAUAGCUGGAUAUACUUGUGGAUUGUUCGCUUCCUGUUUUACUGAUUUCGGAAAAGAGUUUACAGUCAAAGAUCCUGAUGGUGAACCUCCAUCUCACGGCAUUGUUUCUGGAAUUGAGAUUGUGGAAAGAGAUGGUGUUAAAGUUGCCAUUGUGAACACCAAGGACGAGACUCAACCAGAGCCUCAUAAUCUCUCAAAUGAUGAUAUUGUAAAAUUCCACUCUCUUGAAGGAAUUUCUCAUCUCAAUCACAAAGAAAUACGAAUUAAGGUUGUUGAUGUUUAUCGAUUUGAGUUACUUGAUGUAGACGUGUCAUCCUUUGGAAACUAUACUCAAGGAGGUUACUACAGACAAAUCAAACAACAGAAAGUGAUGCACUUUAAGAGUUUACAACAGUCUUUAGCGGAUAUUCAUGCUGGUUUGCAUGACGACAUUUGCUCAACAUUCCUUCUGUACAACUUUGCAGCCAUGGAUUAUCCUUUGAAGUUGCAUUACUUUUUACUUGCACUCAAUGCAUUCAUUUCUCAAAAGGGAAGACAACCAAGAAAUUAUGAUUAUGACGAUGCAAGAGAAUUAAUUUCUAUGGCCAAGAAUAUUUUGCAAAGCUCCACCGAACGACAAGGUUGUGAACAUUUGAUCGACGAAGGACUAUUCUCUCUUCUGUGUUACACCACCACUGGUCCACUCAACCCCAUGUGUACCAUGUUGGGUGGUUUGCUUGCCCAAGAAGCUCAAAAAGCAUGUACUGGAAAGUUUUCACCUCUAUUCCAAUGGUGCAACUUUGAGUCCAUUCGCUCAAUUCCUGAUUCCAUUCGUAUUCCUAUUUUGCAAAAUCCAAGUUUGAAUAUUUCAGAGCUUCUCCAUCGUUUAGAUCUGGAUGUCCGAGCUAAGAACAACAGAUAUGACGCACAAAAUAUGCUCUUUGGAGCUGAAUAUCAGCAAAAUCUUACCAAUCAACAAACUUUCCUUGUUGGUGCAGGAGCCUUGGGAUGUGAAUACAUUAAGAAUUUUGCAUGCAUCGGGUUAGGAGCUGGCCCAAGAGGAAAGCUCACCGUCACAGAUAUGGACAGCAUUGAGGUAUCGAAUUUGAGUAGACAAUUUCUUUUCAGAGAAGGACAUGUCGGUAAAAUGAAGAGUGAAUGUGCAGCUAAAGCUGCCCAAAAGAUGAACCCUUCCCUCAAUUUACAUGCAAUGUGUGAUCGGGUGGGAAAAGAAACGGAAAAUGUUUUCGAUAGUGGUUUUUGGAGUGAUUUGAAUUUGGUUGUUAAUGCUCUGGAUAACUUGGAAGCUCGAUUGUAUGUUGACUCAAAAUGUGUCUACUACAGAAAGCCUUUGUUAGAGAGUGGAACUCUUGGAACGAAGGCAAAUAGCGAAAUUAUCAUACCUUAUGUGACCAACAACUAUGGAAAGCACAAGGAUCCACCUCAAAAGCAAUAUCCAGAAUGUACUAUUCACAGAUAUCCAAAUAUGAUUCAACAUACCAUUUCGUGGGCAAAGGCUUUCUUCCAGUCCUCUUUCACAAAAUCUAUUGAAGAAGCAAAACUCUUCUUGAAGAGUCCACAAAAUUUCUUUGCCGAAAAAGGAAAUAAUAUUGUAACAUUGGAAUCUGUUUCGUUGUAUUUGUGUCAACGACCAAGAAGCUUUGAGGAUUGCUUGAGUUGGAGCAGAAUCAAAUUUGAGGAAUUAUUCAACCAUGCCAUGAAGAAUAUUUUAUUGACCUAUCCUGAAGACUUUGUGACAAAAUCUGGUUCAAAAUUCUGGAGCGGCUCAAAGAAGUGCCCACAUCCUUUGGAAUUUUCAGUCGGUGAUGAUACUCACAUGAAAUUUGUAUAUUAUGGAGCUCUUCUUUAUUCAUCACUAUUUAAUAUUCCAGCUCCUGGAGAUGCACGUACUAACCAUCUACAAUUUUUCAACACGAACAAACAGUAUAUCAAGGAUAUUUUGACUCGGACCGUUUUGCCGAAAUAUAUUCCAAACCCCAUCAGCAGAGAUGAUGAUGACGCCAAGGAUUCUCAUAAUACAGCUCAAAAACCACCUGAAUUAACAGAAGAAGAGCUUAAAAAACAACAACAAGAUAUCGAAUUUUACAUUAAAAGAAUGCGAAGCGAUUUGACAUAUAUUUCGGAGAAAGUUGACAGCGAUCGCUCGUUGGCAGAGACAGACUUUUUCCUAAAUGAUGUCGAUUUUGAAAAAGAUGAUGAUUUACAUAUGGAAUUCGUAACCAGUGCCAGUAAUUUGAGAGCAAGAUGUUAUAACAUUCCAGAAGCUGAUGUCUAUGAAACUAAAGGUAUUGCAGGAAGUAUUAUUCCUGCAAUGAUCACUACUACAGCUCUCAUUACUGGUUUGGUAGGAUUGGAGCUGUACAAGAUUCUGGACAUUAAUGUUCCAAACCUGAAAGGAACUCUUUCUACUGAACAAGAAAAGGAAAAGUUCCUUGAAAGGUUUAGUAAUUCAUACGUAAAUAUUGGCAUACCAUUCAUUACUCAAUCAGAUCCAAUGCCAUGCAGAAAAGACGUCGCCAACAAUAAGUAUGACAUUUGGGAGACCAUUGAUGUUUCUAAACAAAAAGAUAACGUAGAAACUUUGAAUGAUUUGAUUUCACAUCUACAAGCAGUGACAACUUUCAGUGUGACAAGUAUUACUUACGAAGGAGCUAUUCUCUACACUUGCUUCAUGUCAGAGGAAACCAAACAAAAGAGAAUGUCAUUGCCACUUGAUAAGCUUUUGAAUAGCAUAUUUAAGUCUGAAAAAGCGAAAACUGUUUUCAAUUUGGGAGUACUUGCUAUGGAUCUAAAAUCCACUGAUUCAGAUAUUAUUGCUCUUCCCACAGUUGUUUAUUCGUCAGAAAAGGCUCGUAUAUCUGAUGAGGAAAAACGAAAACUCUUGUUGGAAAAGAAGAAACAAUUACUCAAACAAAAGCAACAACAACAACAACCCUCCUCUGAGUAA
Molecule: messenger RNA, 3465 nt
Organism: Naegleria fowleri
Lineage: Eukaryota; Heterolobosea; Eutetramitea; Acrasida; Naegleriidae
Exons: 1
Coding region: 1-3465 (1154 amino acids)
Biological process (GO): protein ubiquitination; DNA damage response; ubiquitin-dependent protein catabolic process
Cellular component (GO): cytoplasm; nucleus
Molecular function (GO): ubiquitin activating enzyme activity
Source: RefSeq, a predicted model, not a curated record